AUGUGUCAAUGCGAGGUCACGCAUACCACGGUCUGUGGCACGGGCCGGCCCUACAUCACCGACGACCCGGACCCGGCGUCCACGAGCCUGAUCCUCGACCCGUACGCAAAGCCGCCUCCGUGCGACCCCGCGCGCUGCCCCGGCCGCGGUACUGAAGCAGUGGUCUCUGCCCCCGGAGACGUCAUCGUCGACGACGCCGGCAACAGGAGCAUCGCGUGCCCUGACCACCAGUGCUGCCGGCUGACGGUGGUGUGGUACCGCUGCCUUUGCUGCCCCGAUACGCCCUCGGCCGAGGCGUGCCCCCACUAUGUGCUGUACUCGGAGUACAGGCAGCUGCAGCCAGACAACCCCCUGCUCGCCCCCUUGCCGCAUCAGAUCCUCGACCGGGACGCGUUGGCGUUGUACGGGAUCGCUCCCGGCGAGUCGCCCGACUUUAUACAGUUCCGGAGCAAGCUGUUCGCGGCGGGCCGGCGGCUGCUGGCGGCGCGGCAGAGGGCGGCAGACUGGAUGCGGAGGCCCCAAGAGGCUGCUCCUGGCGGUGCAGGUGUAGACGGCCAGGCGGCUCUGACGCAGGAGGCGUGGCAGGGCUACUUGGACCUGCUGGCCGCGCUCAGUGAGGCGGGGGAAGCGUUCCGGGAUCUGAUGGAGCUGUACUUUGACCACUUUGAGGGCUUGGAGGGGUACAACUAUAUUGCGGCCGAGUUUGUCGAGAGCGCCAGACGGCGGCGGGGCCUGGAGUUGAUGCUCAGGGAGGUUGAUAAUGAUGGUGAUGUGAUGGACCUGGGGAAGACGGUGUUGGGGAUGCAGUUGGGUUGA
Molecule: messenger RNA, 816 nt
Organism: Thyridium curvatum
Lineage: Eukaryota; Fungi; Ascomycota; Sordariomycetes; Thyridiales; Thyridiaceae
Exons: 1
Coding region: 1-816 (271 amino acids)
Source: RefSeq, a predicted model, not a curated record